This is a messenger RNA of Nomia melanderi (Alkali bee), 2496 nucleotides long. RefSeq names its product SAP30-binding protein. Gene Ontology annotation, biological process: regulation of DNA-templated transcription. Gene Ontology annotation, cellular component: nucleus. Lineage: Eukaryota; Metazoa; Arthropoda; Insecta; Hymenoptera; Halictidae. The record is from RefSeq and is a predicted model, not a curated record.
GUCAGUAGUGUAUGUUGAAGAUUUCAUUAACGUUAGUGGUAGAGUAUUUAAAACAUCAUUUAUUUUGUAAAUGAACGCCAUUCAUUAAAUGUGCAUAUACAAAUUUUAAUUCCUGUCAGAGAUCUUUCGUUACAACGAUCGAACAUUACAUAUCAUUUCUGCAAAUGAUAGUUUUAUCAAAGAAUAGAAUUGGUACUUAGUUCAGUAAUAGAAAGAUAAUAUAAUAGAGAAAGAAGGCAAAUAGAAAUCCAAACAAUUUUCAAGAUAUAUUUAAAAAUAUAUAUAAAACACAUGUGAGUAAAGUGCUUUGUGACAUGGGUGAACACAAUCAGUGUUUUAUUGCUAUUAAGUAAGGCGCACGCGCAUGAUGAAAUUCGUCAAGAGAAAAAAGCAGGAACUCUGAAUACGCCACGGUAACAUCGAUUACAUUUAUCGUCGUGAAUUAAUGGAAUAGAAAUUAUUCGACGUGUAACGUAUUUUAAAUUAAUCGCAAUGAAAUCAGGUACAGUGUAAGCAGACAGUAUCGUGGCGGAUUGCAAUACUCAGAUACGGUAUAGUAAUAUACAUUCCAACAAACAUUGGGGCAUAGUUAUUAUUUAUACAUAAAGGCAAAUUUGUAUACAUAAAAGCCCUACAACUAAAAGGCAUACAACUCGACGCUAGAUCGGUGAGUUCCAACACAAAAUAUUGCUUGGUAGUACGGCGGACACUCAAAGCCAACUAACCAUGUCUGUACAAAGUGUUGCUCUGGCAUCUCUCACGGCCACCUAUACCGACUCGGAGGGCGAAGACGGGGUGGAAGACGACCUUCAGGAGAAUUCGAACACUCCCCAGGGGGCCGCCCCGAAUAAUGCCCAAGUCGGUCAGCCCCAGGCUUUCACCAGUCCCAAAUCUGGCAGAUCAGCCUCAAAUAGUCCUGUCGUUGCUCCCAGCGUUGGUGGCAAGUCUAGUAACGAUUUGUCAAACGCACCCACCUUAGUGACAGAUGUGACAUCUAAGGUGCAUAGACUGGUUUCAUACUUUGAUGACACAAUAGUCUCCGAUGACGAGGGAGCGCUGCAAAUACCAAUCGAUGGACAGCCUUCUGAGAAUGGAAGGCCCUCCUCGAUUACGGACCGCUCUCCCUCUUGUCAAGGAGAAUUAGUUUCAGAUAGCGAGGUUGAUCCGUAUGGAGUGACUAUACCGCCAGAACCAUCUGGACAGUGUCCUGUGGAAUUACAGGAGAAGAUAACUAAACUUUUCAGGAAAAUGGAGAGCGGCGGUUUGGACAUGAAUAAAGUUAUACAACAAAGAAAGGACUUUAGGAAUCCAUCCAUUUAUGAAAAACUUAUUCAGUUUUGUAGCAUCAACGAACUGGGCACCAACUAUCCUCCAGAUAGAUUUGAUCCAUUUAAAUGGGGUAAAGAUUCUUAUUACGAGGAGCUUGCCAAGGUUCAAAAAACUGAAAUGGACAAACUUGAAAAAGCGAGGAAAGAGAAAACAAAAAUCGAGAUUGUCUCCGGUACAGCUAAGCGGCCAAAUAGUUCUAGCGCGACCGAAGACGAUGCUAAGAAGAGAAAAAGUAAAUGGGAUCAAGUGGCAACUGGAGCCACAGCCUCGGUAAAGCCUACCGUUUUACUAUCUCAACCGACGCUUACUACCUUAACGUCAUCUGCGACAGGCACCAAAGCAACGGUAAUAUCGGCUUUUGGAUCUUUACCAAAGAAAAGACUGUAACAUAUUUUGUAAAUCAUUUGUAAAUAUCAAUUCUUUAAAAAAAAAAGAUUACAUUUCAUUCUUCAUUCAAAGUUUUGCUGUAAGUGCGGAAUAAUUGUGAAUUUUAUGUAAAUGUGUAUACGCAUAAGCGCGUUUCGUAUAUACAUAAAAUCAUAGUAUAUUAUCCAUAAUUUCAUUUUUUUUAGAUUUCUCUAUAAGCAUUACCGAUUAUUCAUUCAGCUCUUAAUUUUGUACAUUUGUCUCGCGCGACACACAUGCGAUAGCGUCAAUAGCAUAGUUAUCGGUGCAGCAUAUCUCUAGUUAACACGUUGAAGCGUUAAUUGCGAAUAAAACAUGUAGAUAAUUGAUUCAUAAGACAGAAGAAAAGGAGUUGUAAACUAGGUCGAAACGUAACACUAAUUAAGUAUUAUUUUCAUUUUUAUUUUCAUUGUGCCUUGUAAAAUUUUCAAAUUACUAUUACUCUAAAACACUUAUUAGUAAUGUUUCUUUUUGUUUUUAAUCAUUUUGAGGGGAAAACAAGUAAAACAAAACAAUAAAAAUUUAAUGAGAUAUUUUUCUUUAUAUUAAUAUAAUGCGAGUUACUAAUAUGUAUUUUACAUUAAAUAACAUAUUCCAUUUUGGUUUUAUCAAUUGGUAAUUUUAAAAACACUAUUGUAAAAUAUAUAUAAUAUAAGAAUGUGUUGUCAUUACAACAAAAUUGAAAAUUAAUUUUUUUCCAAUCUGAAGUAACAUGAAGAAACAGUAUUUGUAAUUAUAAUUUAUUAAAAAACACUGUUAAUG